ACUGAAAAAAUGGAACGUAUAAAGCUGAGAGUAGUCUAAAAUUUUCGUAGUUCACUUUGGGAUUGUAUUCCUGAAUAUUAACCGGUAGUGCCAGGUGACAGUGUUUAAUUAAAUAUCCAGAAAAAAUGCCAGGCCCUUCAAGACCUCUGUGGCAAGUAGCCGGAAAGCGUGAUCCAGAACAAGAACGCGAAGCUCAAGCAUGGAUAGAAGCUGUCACAGGAAUGAGGUUUCCUCCAGGAGUUCCAUACGAAGAUUGCCUUAGGGACGGUAUUCUCCUUUGCACAUUGAUGAACCGUUUGGCACCUGGAAUCAUCCAAAAAAUCAACACAUCUGGUGGAGACUAUAAAAUGAUGGAUAACUUGAACCAAUUCCAAAAAGCUUGUGUGAAAUACGGUGUUCCCGAUGUAGAUCUUUUCCAAACAACUGACCUGUGGGACAGGAAAAACAUCGUUUUAGUCACAACUACCAUUUUUGCUCUAGGUCGCACCUGUUACAAACACCCUGAAUGGCGCGGUCCUUUCUUGGGACCCAGACCAUCUGAAGAAAACAGGAGAGACUUCAGCGACGAACAAUUAAGAGCUGGUGAAGCUAUUAUUGGACUCCAAGCUGGCCAAAACAGAGGUGCCACUCAAGCUGGGCAGAACUUUGGUGCUUCUAGAAAAAUCAUUUUGGGAAAAUAAACAAACAUUCGAAGAGACAUAUUGAAUCUAUAAAAAUAGUUGUUAUGUACCUAUAAAAAUAACUUGUUUGAAAUUUACAAUAAUUUGAUUAUACAAAUAAAAUGUUUACCUGAUUUGACUACCAAACUUAUCUGAAUGUAUUAAGAAUUUAUAUUGACAUUAUAAUAUAAUUUACUAAAUUU
This is a messenger RNA of Diabrotica virgifera virgifera (western corn rootworm), 862 nucleotides long. RefSeq names its product muscle-specific protein 20. Gene Ontology annotation, molecular function: protein binding. Bases 126 to 680 code for a protein of 184 amino acids. The transcript has 3 exons. Lineage: Eukaryota; Metazoa; Arthropoda; Insecta; Coleoptera; Chrysomelidae. The record is from RefSeq and is a predicted model, not a curated record.